UGUAAACAAGACAGGCAGGAAUUUCUAGUAACGUCAAUUAUACUUGUCACAAGAAAUAAAUUGAAGUAUUUAUUUCUUAAACAUAAAGAUGUCUAAGAGUAAAAAUAGUGUAAGCAACAACAAGGAAUAUAGCAGUGCAUCUUCGUACACAUCUUCAUCAUUAUCAUCGGAUGAAGAAGAGAUUGAUGCAAGAGAUUUAAAGCCAAUUAGAGAAUAUUUAUCUGAUCGUAAAAUAUUAGCUAGACAACUUUUUAAAUCUGUUAAGCCAGAAAAGAUUCGUCUCAUGUUACCACAAGUUCUUAAACACAUGGAUUUAAAUGAACUUGAAGAAUGGUGUGAAAGUGAAUUAAAUGGUAUGUCUAAAGCUCGAAUAUUAUCUAUAUUAAAUGGCAAUCCUAUGUUGGAAUCUUCAGAUAUAAGUGAAGAUUCUAAUGAUUCAGGUCCUUCCUUAGAAAUUAUUUCUGAUACUGAGGAAUGGUUAACCGAUGAUGAUACAUCUACCAAGGAGAAUGGUGCAAAAGGAAAAUUAAAGAAAGAUAAAACAAAAAUUAAAGGAAAAGUUCAGAUUAAUAAAAAAAAUAAUAUAAAUAAGCCUAAUGUUAAAACAAAAUGUAACAUUAAAAUCGAAAGUACUGAUAAAACUGAAAACACUAAAAUUAAAAAGGAAGAUGAAAAAGAUAAAGGAAAAGAAGGAAACAGCUUGUUAGAUUUAUUAGAGCUAGAAAUGCGAGCUCGUGCAAUAAGAGCUUUAAUACGAAAAGAGGAAGAUAUAAUUCCUUCUAGCUCAUUACAAACAAAUGACAUUCUAGCGACAGAAAAUAACAUUGGGACAUCUGAAGAUGACAAAGCGAAAGAGAAUUGCCGCAAACAAUUAGAAAAAAUUAUUAAUUCUCAACAAAGUAUUAAAGGCGAAGAUGAAGAUGUUGUUUUAGUAAUUCCUAAUCCUGCUCCAGUUGUCGAAUUGUCUAGUGAUAGUGACAGAGAAGAAGCACAAGUAAAUGAAGAGUUGCAAAACGAUUGUGUGGCCGAAGCUGGAAAACCCGUAACCAAUUCAGGUAAUGUUGCCGAGAGACGGAAAAAGUCGAAGAAAAAGUCACGUGGAAAAUUACAACUUACUUCUACUAUUACAAACUCUCCAGAAUCAACACAGAAUAAUAUCACUGAGAUUAAUGAGGAACCAAGUAAUAAAGAUAUUAAGUCGAAGAAAAAGUCACGUGGAAAAUUACAACUUACUUCUACUAUUACAAACUCUCCAGAAUUAACAAAGAUUAAUAUCACUGAGAUUAAUGAGGAAUCAAGUAAUAAAGAUAUUAAGUCGAAAUUAAAUUCUUUUGACGAAAAUGAAAUUAUUAGCGAAGAAGGAAAUGAAACAAAACAGGAAUUAACAGAAGAAAACAAAGUCGAAGAAGAGAAAUCGACGGAUGUAGAUGAUAUUGAUUUAGAUGAUUACUGUGAAGUCAUGGAGAUAGACAAUAGCGAUGAAGAUAAAAGUCAAGAUGAAAUUAAUGUCUUUUCUCAGCAAAAAAAUGAGCAAUCUGUAUCCGAAACUAAUUUGUCAAAAUUAGUUUCGGAUUCAGCUGAGACUUGGACUUCACGUUAUUAUCAGACUGAUGACGUUCAAAAUGUAAUAAAAGAAUCGAAGAUACAAUCUGAGAUCCGGAAACGUUUGCGGGAACGUCAAAGAUUGUACAAACUGAAUAAAUCACCAAACUUAUCUGUACAGCCAUUGACGACUGAUGUAAUUGUUGCAUUUAAGAAAACUCCAACAGGAUCAGUGAAGGAAUAUUUAGCUUUGAAGCAUGCAAUGAGUACAAGUAAUAAUACUGCUAUGGAAGUACAGUGUUCUAGCAACAUGAAUAAUGAUGCUAUGCAAGAUAAUUCUGUAGUUACUAAUUCUAACAAUGAUAUUGAAACAAACGAAAUUUUAGAGCAAGAUGAAAAUAAUUCUUCCCAUCAAGAAUAUAUAGAUAAUAACGCACAAAAAGCUGAAACUUCCGAAGUUGUUAUUGCUAAACUAGCAGAAGUUCCUGAUACAAAUAACGAUGCAUAGUCUAAUUGAAUCUAUUCAAGUCUUUUUCAAUAUUAACAUAUAAAACAAUUGCAUUUUUUAACGAACAUUUUACAAAAAUUAU
Cyphomyrmex costatus is the source of this 2132-nucleotide messenger RNA. RefSeq lists its product as uncharacterized. Bases 89 to 2050 code for a protein of 653 amino acids. Gene Ontology annotation, biological process: regulation of apoptotic process. The transcript has 6 exons. The record is from RefSeq and is a predicted model, not a curated record. Lineage: Eukaryota; Metazoa; Arthropoda; Insecta; Hymenoptera; Formicidae.